AAGAGCUUCAAGGAAGAGUCUCUGCAGGCUGAUUUGACUUGAAACUAACUGGCGAUCUUGCGAGUAAAGAUGAAUCCUGAAGACUGUUCCAUAACAGAGACUAGCUCUUUGCAUCAGGAGAAAAGGAAAAAAACCAUGGUGUGCACACUCCAGGAAAUAGUCUCUCUCUGGAAAAUUCAGUUGUCCAUGUAAGUAAUCACAUUCUUGGUUAUCUUCCCUCGUACCUUUGUCUGCUUUCUGUCACCUCAUCCUGUAUUGUCAGAACAGCAUUCUCUAGGUGGUGGAAGUAUGCAGGAUUUCAGACUUUGGAACAGCCAUGAUAAAACCACUUAAAAAUUUACAUCAUCCAGUGGUACUUUAUGGGGAGACUAUAAAAAAAUGGAGUUCUCAAAAAUGUAGUCUUCUAUUUUAAUUUUCAUGGAAAUCUCUUUUCUUCAUUUCUUUCUUCUACCUGACUCUUCUAAUCACUGGCUUCAAAUUCUAUGUAACUUUAUUUUUCCUGCUUUCUUUUAUUUUUCAUCAAAGUGUGAUCAUCUUAUGAAUUUCCUCUUUUCUAUUUCUUGUGUCUAUGUAUCGAGUCUAUGUUCUGUAACCUAAUUUUUUCAUUGAUUUGCUUCUGUAAGAUUUCUUGAUGUUUUUAUUCCUCUCCCUCUACUGAAUGAAUGAAUCUUCCAAGGCACUAGCACUCAGGAAUUAAGGUUUAUUGUAAGUGAGAACUACCCAGUUAAUGAAGGGGUUCAUUAGAAACAGCAGAAUCAAAACAGUAUCUGGAAAAAGAAACUUUUUGAGCAUACAUCUAUUAUAUCAGUUUGCUGUGGGAAAGUAUCAAUUACCGUUGACGAACCCAACUUUUUUAAGAACAUAAAGUCAAUAAAAUCUACUUAGUAGACCAUAAAUACAAGUCACAUAAAUUUCUAGGCAGCUGAGUGAACCACAACUUUAUGGCCCCACUGAGCUGCUAAGGAAAAGAAAUGAUAAAAUCGUUGAAUUAUAGAAACCAUAGUUGAGAGGACAUGAUGUAGAAAUUCUUAAUUUUACCUAGGAUCAUCCCUAUUUUCUGUUGACUGUUUAUUCUUCACCUGUAGCUGUUUUGGUAGUAUGCGCAAUCAUUCAGUGGCAUUCUUGGGUGAUUCAAUAGGUAACAAAUAGGUAGAUCUACGUUCAGUUUCUCCAUUAAAGGAAAGGACCUAUCAUCAGAGCAGAAGUGUGCUGUUGGGGAAAUGUUUUGUCACCUAGGUGACAAGGCAAACUGUGGUUAAGAGUAGCCCUCAAUAAUGUAAAUAAAAUGUCACCUGAGAGUCACCUCUAUAGCCUACAUCCUGGGUGGACCCACGGGUGGAGCUAGCCUGGAGAUGUGCUAGUUACUUGGAUGUCUGAGUGCUUUCUGAGGAGGCAGAGUACUGCAGCCUUGGGUCCAAGCAGCAUGAUUGACUCACAUGCGGAAAAUGAAACUAGAGCGAUCUCUGAACUUGGUAUCUGACCUAUCAAAGACUGCUCCUUAUGAAAAUAGUGUACGGAUAAAAAAAAAAAAAAGAAGAAUUGCUUUGAGAAGCAGAGAACUAAGACUAGAUAGGAGUAAACUACAGACUUCUCUUGCAAAAUCUGGAAGCAGCUAUGUGCAGGAGAAAAGAAUCUUUAGAAGAAGCAAAAUUUGAUAUUGAUAGUGUCUACAGAAUACUGUAAAGAAAGCAACAUCUGCUUGUGAAAUAUGUGGAAAAAACACAUACAUGUCAAGCUAUAUCUUAUGUAAAUACCUUUUUAGUUUUGAAAUCAUCCAUAUUUUUAAAAAACGGUAUUUUCGUUUUCAGAGAUUUUUUUCUUUGUCAAAGUGUCAAUCAACCCGUUUCACAUUUCAGUUUUACAGACCAUAAUUAGUAAUAAUAAUAGGGAAUUUGAGAACAUACCAGCGUAUGGUUGGGGGGAUCUUUUUCUUAAAAAAUCUUGAUAUUUCAUCUUUCAAUAGCAAGUUUCAAAGUCUGAACCACAAAAUUAUUUUCCCUUUUUACUCACAAUUUCCUUUUAUUCAUUUGCCAGUAGAUGUUCUACCCUUCUAAAUCCUUCCAUACACAUAUUUCUUGUAAGUUAAAGAAAAUUUAAACAUUUUUUUAUCAUUAUAUAAAAGAGUAAAUGAAAAAUUAACUUCCACUCAAUAUCUGUUCCAUAAUAGAGCAGUUUUCUCCAUUACUGUGACAACACUUAGAAAAUUUAAAUGCUUCAUAUUUGUAUGUGCUUUUUAAUUACAAUAUAAUUUAUGCAUAUGGAUGUACAAAUGAUACGUUAUGAUAAUUAUGUAUCCACUUGAAUCGUUCCUUCAUCCUAGAAGGCUCCACAGUGUCUAAUUCCUCUUAAAUAACCUUUCCCAUACUCAUUAAUACAACUACUGUUCUCCUUGUCCACAUAUCCGUUCCUCUGGCUGCACUCAAAUGUCAUAUUUCACGUUUAUAUGACCUUCAAGAGGAGAUGGGAAAAUAUCUUUUUAAAAAUUUUAAAUGACUCAAAGUAUUUUCAAAAGCCUAACCUUAACAGUCUACCUGAAUUCAUCACCAGCUGUCACCUUUUCAGAUAAUGCCACUAGCUUCCGUUUUGAAACGCAACAUGAAGGAUCUCUCCAAGUUCCUAUCCCGUGUGCUGUUCUGAUUGUGGUCUUCAUUACCAUUUUAUUCAUUACUGUCAUCGCCCUAUUUGUGGGAAAAUACAACUGCCCAGGCCAAUAUGAGGUCUCCAUGUUGUCAGACAGCGAUGUGCCUUCGUGCUCCAAUGAGUGGAUUCUAUACCACAGGAAAUGCUACUUCUUUUCUACCACAACAAGGAACUGGACCUCAGCUAGAGACUCUUGCUCUGAAGAUGGUGCUACUCUUGCUGUCAUUGAUUCUGAAAAGGACAUGAUCUUUCUACAGCGGUAUGCGGGUAGAGCUGAACACUGGAUUGGGCUGAAAAAUGAAACUCGUCAGACUUGGAAAUGGUCAAAUGGCGAAGUAUUUAACCGCUGGUUCAACCUCACAAGAUAUGAGAACUGUGCGUUUCUGAACAGCACAGAGGUCAGCAGCACAGAAUGUGAGCAGAGUUUGCACUGGAUCUGCAGCAAACCCUCCAGAUGAUGAGGAAACACAUGUCCCUGGCCUUACUAUACCACUGAACUAAAGGAAAGUUGUGUCAAUGGAUGCUGCUCCAGGGUCAGAAAUUUCUAUCAAGACUUGAUGGACAAGUUUUGUGUUAUUUUGGAAAUUAUCUUCCAUACAGAACUGUGGGACAAAGAAAUUUCAGGAAAAUCUGCUUUGUGAUUUCUUUCUGCCAUGUGCUGAAAAUAUCACAAGUUGAUGGGUAAUCAUGUCCAAGAAUGACUAUAAAGUCUUUUAGAUGCACUUUAUAUUUUUAAAAGUACAUAAAUAAUAAAAUAACUUGUUUUAAAGUUAUUAUUUAUUGUCCAAUAACUACCAACAGUGAGUGCAUCUCAUGCAUUUGCACUAUGUGAACAAGUUAAACAGUGAUAGUAAAUAUUGAAUAUAAGUAAAUGGAUCUUUGACUAGUAACACAGAUGUCGAUUUUAAGGGAAUUCUUAAAUUUUAGAAAGAAUUCACAAAUGAAUAUAUGCUCGUGGAACUAGGUUUUGUAGCAUUUUCCUGUAUUUGCAGAAAUUUGCCAUGUUACUUUGUCAUUUUUCUUCCCAAAGAGUAGUGUCAACCUUUUACUUUUUAACUUCCUUAAUUGCAGGCAGGUCUUUUUCAAUAGUGCAUAUUUCCUUGUCUUUAAUAUCUUCCACUAGCAUUUUUGAAAGAAGAGACGAAAGCAAAGACUAUGAAGAAUAUUUGUAAAGCAGAUAAAAAGUUUUAGAAAAUGUGCAAUAUGUAGGGUGAGAAACCUGUAUCAGGAAAUAUUCUGUAUUGUUCAAUCCUGGAAUAGUAUCAGUCAUGUCUGACAAGUUUGUGUUUGUCCUAAUCAGCUUUGUCAUGUGCAAUACUAAUGUGAAAUAUUUUCUAUGUGCAAUAAAGUAUCUUUGUUCAUUUGUU
Cavia porcellus (domestic guinea pig) is the source of this 4007-nucleotide messenger RNA. It is a transcript of the gene Cd69, whose product is annotated as CD69 molecule. The transcript is spliced from 5 exons. The record is from RefSeq and is a predicted model, not a curated record. Lineage: Eukaryota; Metazoa; Chordata; Mammalia; Rodentia; Caviidae. The coding region runs from base 2490 to 3098 and encodes 202 amino acids. Gene Ontology annotation, cellular component: external side of plasma membrane.